GGUGGAGCUAGUUAUUGCCUGCAUGUUGUAUGUUAUUGUAAAGCCUAGGAGGAUCACCUCGGAUUGUGUUUCACUCCGCUAUGGCGUCGAUUCUGGCCAAGAAACAUUGGGAAGAAGCUGUAAAGAAAGUUAAAUCCUUAGAAGAUCCUUGGGAAGAUAUAGAUUUUGAUUCUCUCCCCGAAAGAGUGGCAAUCCGACAUGUUUAUAAUCCUAGAUCGAAGUCAUGGUGGCAAGAUGAAGUGUUGAUUAAAAUGCAGGAAAAACCCUUUGCUUUUGGUGCUAUGAGGGAAUGCUAUAGAAUGAAGAAGUUGUCCAAGUUUUCAGUGCAGCCUGAUUGGCACAAUGCAUCGAAUUAUGUUGCUAAGUGUUAUAAAAGUGAAGAAUCUGCAACUGCUUUGAAACAGGAUGUUCAACUUCAGAUGGAUGCCAAGUUAUGGGGAGAGAAAUAUAACAAAAGAAACCCUCCAAAGAAAGUUGACUUUUUUCAAGCCUAUCUUAUAACACUGAAGGAGCCACUGAAUGGCAAGACAAAUUAUUGUGUCGAACAUUUUAUGGAAGGCAAUUAUAUUAAAUACAACUCAAAUAGUGGCUAUAUUUCAGAUGUUAACAGGCUUACUCCACAGGCAUUCAGUCAUUUUACGUUUGAAAAGUCUGGUCACCAACUAAUUGUUGUUGAUAUUCAAGGAGUGGGGGAUUUAUAUACUGACCCACAAAUUCAUACACUUGACAUGAAAGACUAUGGUGAGGCUAAUCUUGGUGAUAAAGGAAUGGCAUUAUUCUUCUCAUCUCAUCUCUGCUCACCUCUCUGCUCUGCACUUGGACUAUCUUCUUUUGACCUCCAUGACAAAGAACGUGUUAGAUUAAUGUCUCAUAGUUGGGAGGUAUCCACCACCACAGUUGUCACCCCAAUAGAUAAUGAUGAAGCAGUACCAAAGCAAUUAUGUAGUAAAAGGAAGAGCCUGUCGGAUGUUUUUGAAAGAGUUUCUUUGGAUCUAACAGCUGGAUCGCUUUCUAGUCCUGUAAUUGAAAACAAGCAUAUCUCUGAUGAUGUGUUUAAUGACAAAUCAAAGGAGACAGGGAGCGAAGCAACUGUUACUAGGUUGCAGGAAAAUGUGAAGCACAGAAUAUCUAGUGUGGCAUUGGAACUGAUGGAGGGUGACACAAUUGUUGAAUCAUAUUCAUUGGAGCAAAAGAAUGUCAAUCUGGGGCAGGUACACUAUGAAAUGGCAAUAUAUCACUCUAAAGGAAGGUUUACUUCUGAACCUGACCUUGAUGCGUCACUGUUUCAUCUACAUAAAGCAGCGGACUUGUGUUUAGGUGCUGCCUUGUUUGAGUUAGGUUGCAUAUAUAGGCAACUACCACACUAUGAGCUAGACUGUCUUUCUGUUGAGGCAACACCAGAUAAUGAAGCUAUGGGACUGAAAUAUUUGAAGUCUGCAGCCAAGACUGGUCUGAGACAAGCAAUGAUUGUUGUUGGAAGAAUACUGGAGACAGGAGAGAAUUCAGAGAGGGACUGGAAAGAGGCUGCGCACUGGUACACUCUAGCACUGAACUCUCUUAAAAGUGAAAGUGAAGUGCCGUUAGAAGAUGAUUAUAUCAUUAUGGCCAAAUUGGGAAACAUGUACAAUACAGGUAAAUUUGGGCUAAGCACUGACUAUGAAAAAGCUGGGCAGUAUUUUCAAGAAGCUGCAGAUCUGGCAAUGGAAGAAAUGAAGGGGAAAUUAGCUAAUAAAUACUACAUGCUUGCUGAAGAAGCAUGGUCAUGCAUGGACUGAAAUACUUUUGUUAUUAUACAUUUUUAUUUUGUCAAAUCAGUAUAUAUUACAAUUCCAUUUCAA
This is a messenger RNA of Amphimedon queenslandica, 1838 nucleotides long. RefSeq names its product eukaryotic elongation factor 2 kinase-like. Lineage: Eukaryota; Metazoa; Porifera; Demospongiae; Haplosclerida; Niphatidae. Gene Ontology annotation, molecular function: elongation factor-2 kinase activity; ATP binding; protein binding. The coding region runs from base 81 to 1775 and encodes 564 amino acids. The record is from RefSeq and is a predicted model, not a curated record. Gene Ontology annotation, biological process: protein phosphorylation; myosin II filament disassembly; response to differentiation-inducing factor 1. The transcript has 12 exons.